This is a messenger RNA of Acanthaster planci (crown-of-thorns starfish), 2925 nucleotides long. RefSeq lists its product as uncharacterized. The record is from RefSeq and is a predicted model, not a curated record. NCBI's taxonomy places the organism in Eukaryota, Metazoa, Echinodermata, Asteroidea, Valvatida, Acanthasteridae.
UAGCUAUAGGACUAUUGCUGCGCCAUAUCUGUGUGAGACAUCGCUCGUCUCGUACACGAAGUUUUCUCGUGCUCCUGAAAUUCCAUUUCCAACCUGAAACAACAGCGUUUCGCUGACUGACCAGGCUGAAGUCACCCCGGCAUUUCGAGCACUCAUUUUCCACGAUGAUGAGGGUGGUAUUUUGUGUGUUUUUGGCCGUGUGUUUGUGUCUGACACGAGGUGUUGAUUCUUUGGAAUGUUAUAGCUGCACUGAUUGUGGACUUUCGGGCAUCUUCUCCAUCCUGGAGACCAAGACUACUUGUGCAGACCUUUUAGGAACUGGCCGAUGUUCCAAGACCGUACUGCCUGAUGGAACUGUGGACAGAGGUUGUGCUGAUGCGGUGACUUGCGCUGGUACAGAUCUGUUCGCCAAAUGCAGAAGUGCAAGCGACACCAACUGUAGAAUCUGCUGCGACACGGACACCUGCAACAGCGCCUCCAACAUCAAGGUUGCCUGGUUGGCUGUCCUCCUGCCUGUGGCUGCUGCCAUCUUGGCUGCACGCUUCUAAAUCAUGCAUAUUCAUGAGCAAUAGUCCAAUCCGCACAGGUUUUGGCAUGUACAAACUUGAUAGUAACUGUCUUUAUAGUGUUUCUGUAAUGCCAUCCGGCUUUGCUAGCUUUGAGUGCUAAGUGCCAUCUUGUCCUGAAGUUGACUGAGAGACUAAGAGAUGGUGCCUUUUAUUUCAUUGUUAAAUGAGGGAGACUAAAAUGAUUCGGCUUUUGAGGCCGAUGAAGUGCUUCCUUCAUUUAUAAUACAACAGUAAGGCAACCUAUCAACGUUUGUAACCUUCGUGAUGAGUGGCUGAAAUUAUGACAGUUCAUUGAGUUCAGUACUAUAUCGUUGCUCGUAUCUUAGCCAUUUUAAGAUAGUUUCGUUAACUUUAAGUUUUUCACAAUGGCCUGCACCUACAGUUUCUUUAAAAUAUUUUUAUUUUGUGGCAGCAUUUUGUUUCCUUCCAAAUAUUCCCAGACACACUUUUCACCACUCACUUUAAUAAUAAUCAACAGACACAGUCGUGUUGACAUAAGGCAACCAGCAAAAUGUUUUGUCUAAACAAAUUAAAACAAGCCGCGUGUGUGUCGGGUACAUGCCCAUGUAUCUGCAGCUAUUGUGGCUUUCAAAAGUAAUGGCUCCUGAUGCGUCAGCGUAAUAAAUUGUACUUGCAACAUGCUACAAGCGGCAAAUUUCAUGCUUGACUUGUCAUCUCUUAGGGGUAGUACCAUACAUCGGACGUCACAGCCCUCAAUUCACUUUAGACGUGGAAGAAGUCGAAAUCUGAAUUCCUUUCCGACCUUGUCUGUUCCUGGCUGAGCGGUGUGAAUCUGGUAAUAGAUUUUUAAUAUCAUCAUUCAACAAUGUUCAAUCAUUCAUGUUAGUGCAUACAUGCAGGUCACACUGUCAGUUGACCACAGAAAUCUUCGUCUUCAACACGUUCAGAUGUUUGAUAUGAAUGGGUGUACAUAUCAGUUUUUUUUAUUCUCUUGACAAGUGUCAUACCUGUAUUCGUAGAGAACAGGGGGGACAUGUUUUCUUCCAGAACAUGAGACAGUAAUUUCAGAUCCACUUAAGUACAUAAACACCCCUCUUAAAAUUUUCUUCAACUUGAGGAGGUGUUGUCUGUUCAUUCUAAUGAUGAUGUGUUUUGUGAAGAAUUUAAGUACAGCAUCCGAAAUCUCCCAUUGCAAUUUUAUAUCGCAGGAAAUAAAAAUAUUCAGUACCACGUUGUAGUAUGUUUUAAUGUCCUUUUCUUUUUCCUUUCUGGCUCUCAUAAUAUCCACUCUUUACUGUCUGAUCAAGUGUCUUUAGCUAUUUGAAUUUCUAGCCCUACUACCACAUGGCUAAGAGACCUUUUGCUAAUGGCAUAAAGGGCACUAGCGUAUGCCAUACAUGCCAUUAAUUCUACAACAACUUAUUCAGUACCACAGAAUCUACCUGUGCAAUAAGCCUAGCUCUUCUAGAAAUAGUUGGAAGCAGCACUGAUUGACUCUAUUUUCACAGGAAGGACACCACCCAACCAACUAGGGACAAAACCUUGAAGAAACUCCUCCCUGUUUGCGCAAAAUUGGCUGCAAAUUUAAAAUGGAACUGUGGCCGCGAUAAUUGAAGUGGAAUUCAACUUGAAAGUCCAGUACGUGUUCAGCGUGUUGUGUUUUGGGACGUGCAUGGAAGUUACUUACAUGUGCACUUUGAUCUUUACAACAGUGAAAUGUUGUGUGGUGUAAUUAUAUGAACAGAUGAAAGGGUGUUUAUGAUUGCAACUGCUCGUGCGUGACAGUUGAAAUGGCAUUCUGCUAAAACCUGUGACCUUUAGGACGAAGUUGUGGUGGCCCUAUCGUGCACUGGCGCGGCGGCAGAACGAUUUUCAAAGGGGGGGGGUGUGUUAGACCAUCAGGCAUCGGCCAUUAAUGGGUCGAUGCAUUAUGCCCCACCCAAUUAUAUAAAACCUGCAAAAAGUGGGGGCAGGUCCCUACCGUCGAAAAAGUGGGGGCUUCCACCGCUAGUGAUAUCGUGGAUCUCUAGAUUAUUUUGUUGCAUUGAUCGCAACACAUAGACCUAUUUCAUUCUGUCUUCACAGCCUUACAGAAAAGAGGUUUUGGAAAAAAACGGUGAGAAAAGGGGGAAAAAUAAGACAUCCUACCUUUUCAGUCCUUUUAAUGAUAUUCAUUCAUAGUAAAACAUUUACUAGUUAUCAAUGAAGUCGGACGUCUGAAAUAAAAACAUCAGAAUUUGGAGUCGUUUUGUUAAUUGGGGCUCUAAAUUCUCCAUACAUCAUGAUAUUAACUUUUCCGAAGGUUGCAUAAUGUUAGACUUGUGAAGAAACUGUCUUUUAUCUUUCUUAUAUCGCGUGGUGUAAGCUUUUCCCAAUAAAUGAAAAGGAUAACUGA